Gadus macrocephalus (Pacific cod) is the source of this 2777-nucleotide messenger RNA. Its product is annotated as leucine-rich repeat-containing protein 3-like. The transcript is spliced from 6 exons. NCBI's taxonomy places the organism in Eukaryota, Metazoa, Chordata, Actinopteri, Gadiformes, Gadidae. The record is from RefSeq and is a predicted model, not a curated record. Bases 1258 to 2070 code for a protein of 270 amino acids. Gene Ontology annotation, molecular function: protein binding.
CAUACUUUUUUUUAUCGAUUGAAACAACAUGCACACAGCGUCAACUUGUAUACUAAACUUGCGUUUAUUAUCCACUAGUGGGCAGCGUUGCUCAUCAUGAAUUUUCUAUUUUAUCAAACGAAAUAUUCUGGUGUUGUUUGGUAGGCUAUUAUUAUUAUUCAUUUUUAAAUAAAAAUGUAUUUUUUACAGUAUGGACCAAGGUCAUAUGAUGUUUCCAUGUCCGUAGCAUAGCCUAUAUUUGUCUAAUUUAGCGCCUUUUUUUUUUUUUUAACCAUUCAAUCCAUGGGCUUCCAAGACGCGCAUGUCUAUGGCACUAGGUCCGCCUGCACUGCCUGCACUGUCUUGGGGACUUGUGAAACAACAGCGUCAGACCUGAGAAGCUCGGCUGGUUUUUAUCGGAUAGGCCUACCGCUUCUUCCCUGCAGGAUCACACUCAGGAGGCCUCCCCCCACAGCAGACAUCAAUUACAUCACCUGACAUUUCCCAGAUCUGAGGAGAGAGAGGAUCAGACUUUAGGCCACCUGCUCUCUUCCUUCUUCUCUAGUCCACUGCAGCGCCACUUCAAGACACAACGAAGUCAGCUGGAUCCUUGGUCUAAACAUUGUUGACAUGUUUGACGAUCAUUUAACGGGAAUGCAAUCUCAGUCCCCACGGCGAUAACCGUGCAUUAAUCCAAGUCACGGCUGGUAUCAUUAAGUAAAGUUAGUCGUUCAUUUGGAAGGCCUAAAGGAGACAUUUAAAGCAACAUAUUUUUCUCUCCGAGCACUUGUACCCGAUCAGAAAAUACUGUGAAUGGACCAUAACUCUCUUCCCAUCACUGUGACGACCUGAAAUGGGAAGUGUGAGGUCUCUCAUGGGACUGGUUUGGCUGUGGAUGCACCGCUCAUUCGUCUUAUAAAAGGCCACUUUAAAGGCUUGUUCGCUGCUGUUUGCGCUUGUCUACAAUGAGUGAGGAGAUGGACUAGCUGAAAUAAGCGCCGUUUCAGAAGCGUUUUUGCUAAUGAGUGGUUUCCAACCGAAACACAGGUCAAUAAUUGGACUCUCAACAAAGGAGUUUCUCAGUGGAUGAACUUUUUUUGUGUUUUCCUACUUCAUAUUUUGAGCUGCUCUAUGAACCUCAAAUGAAAAUCACGGCACCCUUGCGCAAAAGAACAUGGGUAGCUUAAAAUCUCUCUUUAGGGGUUAGAAUCAUGAUGUUACAUAGAAAGAUCUUGAUCUGCUUCUCUUAAACAAAGGGGAUAUCCUUUUCCCCCCAUAAUGCAUCACCAUGCAGUUCAUUGGAUAAUUUUCACAUCUUCUUUUGUGGACUUAAUGUUGAUGAUUGUUCUCCUGCGGCCCACAAUUGUUAUGACAUCGUCCACUGUGGCCCUCUUGCGCCAUGGCGAUGACAUGCCUGUAGUCAUGGUUACAAGUGAUGGCUGCUACCAGUCCAGGACAGAGGAAGGGGCAAUGACUGUACGCUGCAGUUGGAUGGGGUUGACACAGGUCCCUGCGGGCAUUCCUAACCUGACCUUUCACCUGUUACUGGAUAACAACCAGCUCAGCUCGCUCCCUUCAAACUCCUUGUUUGGUCUCAGAGUGCUACACAAGCUCGACCUCUCACACAACCAGCUAACCCUUUUGGAACCAGGCUGCUUCCGUGAUUCAACACCCACGUUGCGCUUCCUGGAUCUGUCGUCCAAUAGACUUUCAACUCUCGAUCCGGCUGCCCUGGGGGGGCUGCGAGCCCACGCUAACCUCACAAGCAACCCCUGGCACUGUGACUGCAAGCUACAGGUGUCUAUGCCCAAGUUGGAUCUGGACCCCUCCUCCCUGGCAGAUGUCAUAUGUCACAGUUCGGAUGUUCCUGAAAUGGGUGGGGUGGGGGUGCCGUUUGUCCUGCUGGCGGAGGAGUUGGACCUGUGUCUCUCCAUGAGGAGAACCACGGACGUGGCCAUGCUGGUCACCAUGUUCCUGUGGUUCUCCAUGGUCAUCUCUUACUUGGUGCACUACGUACGUCACAACCAGGAGGACGCUCGCCGGCAUCUGGAGUACCUCAAAUCCUUGCCCAUGCCCCAAGUGCAACUUUAACCCUGGGUGGGUCGAUGGAUGGAUUGGUGAAUGGGUGGAUGGGUAGAUGGGUAGAUGGGUGGAUGGAUGGAUGGAUGGAUGGAUGGAUGGAUGGAUGGAUGGAUGGAUGGAUGGAUGGAUGGAUGGAUGGAUGGAUGGAUGGAUGGAUGGAUGGAUGGAUGGAUGGAUGGAUGGAUGGAUGGAUGGAUGGAUGGAUGGAUGGAUGGAUGGAUGGAUGGAUGGAUGGAUGGAUGGAUAGAUAGAUAGAUAGAUAGAUAGAUAGAUAGAUAGAUAGAUAGAUAGAUAGAUAGAUAGAUAGAUAGAUAGAUAGAUAGAUAGAUAGAUAGAUAGAUAGAUAGAUAGAGAUGAUGUAACUUUGCAUGAUUUCUCUUUCGAAUAUACCCACUCCAAUACAUCUAUCUAUUAGUUCCAGAAAGUAGCCGGUCAUGUAUAUUUUUUAAUCUUUUAUGUGCUGAAAACAAAUAGUCUUGUGCCAUGAAUGUAUGAGCAACAAUGUUUAAUGUCUGAGUAAUGUAUAAAGUUAUAUACGUUUAAAGAAUAAAGAGUUAAUUUCCAUGAUCUGGGUUCAGGCAAGGCACUGUCAAAAUAUGGGCAACAUUUUAUGAAUAAUUUCAGUAAUACAUUUUGCCCCACCAAUAUGAAUUGAAACACUUUAAAGAAGAGUGUUUGUUUGUGUUUGCAUAAACAGAAUAGAAUAAAAAACGAUG